Molecule: messenger RNA, 348 nt
Organism: Medioppia subpectinata
Lineage: Eukaryota; Metazoa; Arthropoda; Arachnida; Sarcoptiformes; Oppiidae
Source: the annotation of a GenBank genome assembly
AUGCUUUCCGAGAUGUUGACCAUCGCCACUUUUGUUACAAUAAUUGAGACAAUUAUAACUGAUGCGUUGAAUGGCGUGAAUGUGAGGGAUAUGUCUAUUCCUGAGUACAGGGAAUGGCUUACGUUUACGACUGCUGUUAGAAAUAGUCAUACGUUUGGCUUAACUAUCGGAGGUAUGGAUGAGAGGAAUAUAGUUCUGAAGGAAUUUUCAAAUUCGGAUUUAAUUAGAAAUAGUCAUACGUUUGGCUUAACUAUCGGAGGAUUCGCUCAAAUCAAUAAAUCAACACUUAUUUCGAUAUUCGCAUUUAUACUCAAUUAUAGUGUCAUAUUGUUUCAAACAGCAAAAUAA